Molecule: messenger RNA, 2690 nt
Organism: Symsagittifera roscoffensis
Lineage: Eukaryota; Metazoa; Xenacoelomorpha; Acoela; Convolutidae
Product: E3 SUMO-protein ligase PIAS2-like
Exons: 12
Coding region: 21-2414 (797 amino acids)
Biological process (GO): regulation of transcription by RNA polymerase II; protein sumoylation
Cellular component (GO): chromatin
Molecular function (GO): transcription coregulator activity; zinc ion binding; SUMO ligase activity
Source: RefSeq, a predicted model, not a curated record
CUUAUUAAAUAGAUUUCGAAAUGUCACGAAGCAAUGCAAUACGGACAGAUUUGAAGGCUAUCGUAGACAACUUUAGAGUGAGUGAGUUAGUUACAGUGUGUACAGUAGCUGGGGUGUCGAGGAAUGGGAAGAAGACAGAGUUACUCUCCCGCAUCUACAAUUUAAUCAGAGACCCAGUGCCCACUCAUGUGGAGAAGAAGAUCAUGGAGCUAUACAAGAUAUGUUAUGCGAACCGACAAACAAGCUUCCCGAAUCAUCCGAUGCCUGCUCCGCCCUCUCGACCAGAGAACAACAGAAAUGCGCACAAUUUAGCCAAUAUCCAGAUACCCAAACCACCAACUGCAUCAUACCGACCACCAGACCACAUGAAUUCGAGCCAGUUCCAGUCUACGAACUUGAAACGGCAGCCUGCUCCACCUCAGUCACAUCAAAUGACAGUGCCACCACCUGGCGCAGAACAUCCAGAUGUCAAGUUCAAGGUCAUCCCUUUUUUCGACCUGAUGGACACCAUUUUCAAACCUCUAUGUCUAACCCCACACAACGUCAACUCCACAUAUCAAGACGCAUACUUCAACUUCACGCUGUCAGCGCAUCAUCUGGACCAGAUCCAGAAGUCGCCUCGGGUGAAUGUCCAUGGACAGAAUGGGUCCAUAGUGGAUAAGACGCACCAAGUGCAGGUGCAGAUGCGAUUUUGUCUGAUGGAAACUUCGUGUGCGCAAUUGGACAACUACCCGCCCUACAUUAAUGUGAGAGUCAAUGGAAAAGCAGUGGACCUACCACCGGUGUUGCCACAGAGCAAAGCAGGUCAGCCUCCAAAGAGGAGCCCAAAGCCCCUGAACGUCACUAAGUUCAUCAAGUUUGACCACCAAGUGAACCACGUACAGAUCCAGUGGACGACAGAGUUCGCGAGAACUUGGGUUUGCUCUGUGUUUCUGGUUAAGGAGAACGACUCGGCUGAGUUGCUGAAGCGACUGAAGGCCAAGGGACCGAGAAGUGCGGAUCAUACAAGAGCUCUCAUCAAGGACAAGUUGAAGAUAGACCCUGACAGUGAAAUUGCAAUGACCACUCUAAGGGCAUCUCUCAACUGUCCUCUGGGAGUGUGUAGAAUGACGAUGCCAGUGAGGAGCAAACAGUGCUCACACGUGCAGUGCUUCGAUGCACAAUUUUACGUCAAGAUGAAUGAAAAGCGACCUGCUUGGCAAUGUCCCGUUUGUGGAAAAGAAGCACCGUUUUCUGAACUAAUGCUGGAUGGGUAUUUUCUCGAAGUUUUGGACUCUUCUACCUACGAGUGCACAGAAAUUUACUGUUAUGACAAUGGUUCCUGGGAGCCAAUUGACGGAGACAAACGACAGUUUCAGACUAUUGGGACCCCUCAAAGUUCCAAAACUGUUUCGAUGACGCCUGCUCCAGGCACCGAUCUCACAUCUCCAGUCAAAGUCGAGGACUCGCCCGGACACUCAAGAAACAAUUGCACUCCAGUUGAACCGCAGAAAAAGACGAGCAUUAAUGUUUCAAAAGCUCCUUCCGUUACUGACCCGAAAGAGACUUGUAACAGUAAGAAUACUGAGAGCUCAGCGACCACGCCACAGGAGGAAGAACAUGCAGAACCUCCGGAAGUUGUUGAUCUCUGUUCAGAUUCAGAGGAUGACGAACCCCUGGCAAAACAAAUUCCGCCUGCAAGGCCCGUUUCUGCUAUUUCACUUUCAUCGGCUUCGCCAGCGGAUAGCAACCCAAACAGUGGUGGUGGAAUGCAUAAUCCAAAAAACAAUUCUCCUUUUCCCUCGCCGCCUCUUGUGGCGACUAGCGAAGCAUUAAGAAGCAGUUCAGCCCAUCCGCAAUCCAAUACAGAUCGACAUUUUCCCGAAACACGGAAAAGAUCGAUGACUCAGAUGAACUCAGCUGCAAGGUAUGCGGGAUACGGAGAGGAGGAGCCCUACUCAAAGAUAGUUUCUAACCCUCACUCGAACUCCCAGUCUCGCGCAUUUCUCAAUCCUCCACUUGUGAACCCACAUAUGGCAAUAGGUGUUGGAUCGUCAAAUCGAGGAAUAGGAUCGUCGGCUGGGCCAAACAACCACCCCUUGAUGCCGACUUUUUUGAACGACGCAAUGCCAGCUACUAACUCGCCAGCCGGACACUCUGUGGACUCAUACGGGAGACCCAAACUUAACCCAAAUGCACCCUCUUUCAAUCCUUACACUUCAUAUGGAUUCGAUCCCCGUAGAGGUUUGAUGAAUCAUCCGCAACAGCAGUUACAGCACAGAGAUACCUACUCGGCAAUGGGAUCAACGGCAAUUCCUCCUCCCCCGGCAAGACCGGGAGCACCGAACGAGUCGUACGAGACAGUCCAGAGCAACCCUUACUUCCCCCCUCCUCCAAUGAGACCGAAAGAGUUCAACAUCAUAGAAUUAGAAUGAGACAUGAAUGCAAUAAUGGACUUGUGUUUACAUUGACUCGAUUGAUGUUCAAUUGAUGUGUUGAAUUUUUUGAUGAGCUAGUUUUCUGUUUUACUCCAAGUUAGCCUAUUUGAAGAUGCAAUAACUUUAUUUUCUACAGACUAAAUUUGAACUCUAAAAUGAUGUGAAAAUACGGGAUGUAGUUAUGUUGGAAUACGGUAUUAAGUCGAUAUAGUUUGGAGUCGUGGUAUAAUAGACUUGAUUGGAUUUUUAUUCGUUAAUUAUAGUCUUGUUGAA